This is a messenger RNA of Hydra vulgaris (swiftwater hydra), 1395 nucleotides long. Its product is annotated as erlin-2. Gene Ontology annotation, biological process: SREBP signaling pathway. Gene Ontology annotation, molecular function: cholesterol binding; ubiquitin protein ligase binding. The record is from RefSeq and is a predicted model, not a curated record. Gene Ontology annotation, cellular component: endoplasmic reticulum membrane; endoplasmic reticulum. NCBI's taxonomy places the organism in Eukaryota, Metazoa, Cnidaria, Hydrozoa, Anthoathecata, Hydridae.
GGACUUUAAUUUGACUGAUUAAGUUUAGUUUGUGGAAACAAAAGAUAGACUGAUCGUUUGCUCGAAUACAUUUUUAUCGGAAGUUUAAUUUUAGUAAUGUAAAAAAUUUCAGAUCUUCUAAUUGAUAAAUUUAACCUUUAGCUCACUUUUAAUUGGCUUAGUUUAUAAAAAAAUUGCAAAAUGGCCGAUGUCAAUGUUGGAGCGUUAGCUUUUAUUGUAGCAAUUUUAGCAUUGAUUGCAAAUUUUUCGAUUCACAAAGUCGAAGAAGGCCAUGUUGCAGUUUACUACAGGGGUGGUGCUUUAUUGUCUACUACAAGUGGUCCAGGUUUUCAUAUGAUGAUACCUUUUCUCACAUCUUUCCGACCUGUUCAAACAACUUUGCAAACUGAUGAAGUAAAAAAUGUUCCAUGUGGUACAAGUGGUGGUGUAGUUAUAUAUUUUGAUAGAAUUGAAGUAGUAAAUAUACUUAAACCUGCAGCUGUUUACGAAAUUGUCAAGAGUUAUACAGCAGAUUAUGACAAAGCUCUCAUAUUUAAUAAAGUUCAUCAUGAACUUAAUCAGUUUUGUAGUGUUCAUUCUUUGCAAGAAGUUUACAUAGAUUUAUUUGAUCAAAUUGAUGAAAAUUUGAAGAAAGCACUUCAAGAGGAUUUAACAGUUAUGGCUCCUGGACUUAACAUACAGGCUGUUCGUGUUACCAAACCAAAAAUUCCUGAGCAAAUUCGGAAAAAUUAUGAAUUAAUGGAAGCUGAGAAAACUAAAUUACUCAUCACUAUUCAACAUCAAAAGGUUGUUGAAAAAGAAGCUGAAACUGGUAGAAAGUUGGCUAUUAUUGAGGCCGAAAAAUCAUCGCAAGUAGCACAAAUUACAUACAACCAAAAAAUAAUGGAGAAAGAGAGUCAAAAAAAGAUAUCUGAAAUUGAAGAUUCAACUCAUUUGGCAAAAGAAAAAGCAAUUGCAGAUGCUGAGUUUUAUAAGCAAGUGAAGUUGAUAGAGUCAAAUAAGAUGAAAUUGACCCCUGAGUUUCUGGAAUACACCCGAAUUCAAGCUAUCGGACAGAACAACAAAGUAUAUUAUGGAAAUACUAUUCCUAAUAUGUUUCUUGAUUCUGAAAUGUUAACUUUUAAAAAGAAAGCAAGCGUAAAAGAUGAGCCUUUAACAUCCUAACUUGAUAAUUUUUGAAAAUCUGGUUUAAAUAUUUUUUUAAUUUUUGAAAGAUGUAGAAUUUGAAAUGCUUACAAAUACUGAAGAACUGUAUCGAAUAAUAGUUUGUCAAUUAAUAUUGUUUUUUUUAACUUUUUUUGAUAAGAGCUUUAAAAAAGUGUAUAUUAUACUGGCAUAAUUUGUACUGUUUUAUAUACGAAUAGUCAAAAUAACACCGUUUUCUACUGGCGCAAA